Molecule: messenger RNA, 1015 nt
Organism: Dermacentor andersoni
Lineage: Eukaryota; Metazoa; Arthropoda; Arachnida; Ixodida; Ixodidae
Source: RefSeq, a predicted model, not a curated record
GCCCUUCUCCUAUGGCUACGCCCCUGCAGAAACACUAUCUCUUGCAAUGUUCACUUCUCGACCAAUCCACCUUCUUCCUUCUCUUUAAGCUAUUGUCUAUCCCAACCCUCCAUCCACCCCCUACUGCCUAUGAAAAUACAGGCAUGCACGUACUAGCCUUCCCAACGCUGACUUUUUGGCCAUAUUCCAGUAGUGGGGAAGAGCACCAUGAUUCAAGGGAAAAGAAUGAAAACUACUUCCACUUAUUUCUUUACAACUAUCUUACUCACUUUUUCUUUUCUUUUAAGGUUUUAGCGCUCCCCAUCGAUUUUAACGUUAUUGUACGUCCAGUCCAAUUUUAACGCCCGAGCCCCUUUAAUGGGAUCAUACACCGUAGUGGGUGAGUUGCCAUAAGCUCGGAACGAGAACCGCUCCUGCCAUCGACACGUCCCGGGUUCGCGGCAACAUGGCUGGCGUGCUCAGGUUGUGCCCCGCGGUCGCACUGCUGGUCGUUGCGUUCGCUGCGGGUUCCGAGCCAACAGGCUCCACCAAAAGCCUCCAGGCGCAAGUCGAGAAAGAAUGUUUCCAGAAGGUUGGCAUGACCCCGGAAGAAAUUAGCACCAUAGAAGACGUCAUGAAACGGCUCGAUGAAGCAAGGGACACAACAAAAAAGAAAGAAGAACUAGACUUCCUUGACUACGUGGACUUGUACGCACGCACACCGGAAAUUUCAAAAGGCAUCCGCGCCAAGUGGGAGGCGUUUAUGACGUGCAUGGCAGAUGAAGCUGCGGCUCGAGGACAAGAGGUUUAGGGUGUUCAUCGCUGAUACAAGUGGUCCAGUUGCUUGUCCCUGUAAAUAAAUGAAACUGUCUCGACUGUGUAUCAACCUUGACAAGUCUUCUGCCGUACGUGUUUCACUUAAUGAAUUUAUAGGUCUCUCAAUGACAGCACUCUGCUGGAUUAGUACAAAUAGAUUUAGUCACUUUCCUGUCCGUCCGCCGUGCAACAAAAAUGUUCAUUUACUGAGCUGUAAGUA